ACACAAAAGAUAGAAAAUUGGGAGAAAAACAGCUGAUUUGUAUGGAGUGAAAAAGAAAUGCUUCUAUUUAAAGCCUCAAGGCUACAGAGUUAUGUCACAGUCAUACUCUAUUAAUGGAGAAGUGUUAGUACCAGAAAAAAUGGAGGAGAGCUCACCGCUCUUACCGAGUUCUUCUUACUCGAGCUCUUCGGACCGUGAGCACGGUGAUGAAGUGUGGGCACUCAGUCGUAGCCUGAGUAGGAAUGAUGCCGUGGGCCCCAAAAUACAGCUGCGGGUCACGACUCGAACCCUUGGGCUCUUUGCCGGUGUAUUUUGCCCUGUGGCCUUGUCAAUGUUUAGUACAUUACUGUUCCUGAGAUCAGGUUUUGUUGUUGGCCAGGCAGGGAUUCUAGAAGCAGUGUUACAGCUCGUUUUAGCUUAUUUUAUUUUAGUAAUGACAGUGCUGUCAAUCAGUGCCAUAUCAACCAAUGGAGCAUUAGAAGGAGGCGGGGCUUACUACAUGAUAAGCCGGGCUUUGGGGCCAGAAUUUGGAGGAAGCAUUGGUUUUCUGUUCUUUGUGGCCAAUGUAUUAGCUGUGGGUCUUUAUGUCACAGGGUUUGUGGAAGCCAUGAUUGAGAAUUUUGGACCAGGAGGGACCAUGGUAGACCAGCCAUUUUUAAAGGGUGACCAUGAUUUCUGGUACAAGUACCUGUACUGUACAAUCGUCUUGUUUGUGUGUCUGGGUAUCUGUAUUGUUGGAGGUGCCAUGUUUGCCAAAACCUCACUGUUAAUAUUUAUGAUUGUUGUGAUAUGUCUUCUAUCUGUGAUUGUAAGUGUUUUUGCCAAAAAUUCUACCACCCCCAUAGCGUACGCACAACAGGCAAAGCAUCAUAACGAAAGGAGAAACAUAUCCCAGUUCUGUUAUGAGGUCAACGCCACUGGCUACAUACAGGAUUCAGCAAACUACACAGGCCUCAGGGCAGCUACAUUCCAUGAUAAUACAUUUUCACAUUAUGAGAAGGACUACACUUCUAAGGACAUGAUGACCUUUGCCUCCGUGUUCGCCAUUUUGUUCAGCAGUGUGACGGGAAUUCUAAAUGGUGCAAAUAUGUCUGGAGAACUAAAAGACCCCAGUAAAGCCAUUCCUAAGGGAACACUUUAUGCUGUGAUGUUUAGUUUUACAACUUACUUCAUUCAAAUCAUUCUGGUUGGAGGUUCAUGUGAUAGGUGUCUUCUGCUGAACAACUAUAUUUUCCUACAAGAAAUCAACCUGUGGAAGCCGUUUGUUCUGAUUGGGAUAUUUGCUGCCACAUUGUCUGCUGCUCUGGGUAACCUGAUUGGAGCCUCCAGGAUUCUUCAGGCCCUGGCUAAUGACCAUUUGUUCUGGUUUGUUUUGAAUCCUGCGUCUAUCACCACAAAGUCAGGAAAUCCUUAUGUUGCAGUUCUUAUAUCAUGGUUUCUGGUACAAUUGGUACUGCUAGUUGGUUCUUUGAAUGCAAUAGCCCCUGCUACCUCUGUGUUCUUUCUGAUGUCCUAUGCCUCAGUGAACUUAGCAUGUCUGGCCCUGGAGCUAGCUUCUGCACCUAACUUCAGACCCACCUUUAAAUACUUCACUUGGUACACCUGUACACUGGGUCUGAUUGGGUGUAUACUGAUGUGUUUCCUGAUCAGCCCUAUCUACACCUCAGCGGCCAUUAUCGUGAUGCUGGUGCUGGCCAUUAUCCUUCACUUCCGCUCACUGCCCACACAAUGGGGCUCCAUCAGCCAGGCUCUUAUCUUCCACCAGGUGAGAAAAUACCUGCUGAUGCUGGAUUCAAGGAAGGCCCAUGUCAAGUACUGGCGUCCUCAGAUCUUGUUAAUGGUGGCUAAUCCACGCCAGUGUUCAGAACUCAUCCACUUCAUUAAUGACAUCAAGAAAGGAGGGUUGUAUGUGAUUGGUCAUGUCAAACUAGGAUCCCUGGACUCAUAUAUGAAAGACCCAGUCGUGGAGGAAAAUUCAAAAUGGAUGGGGCUGAUAGAUUAUCUCAAAGUGAAGGCAUUUGUAGAGGUUACCAUGGCAAAUACCGUUUCAGAGGGUCUUCAGCACUUAUUGAGGCUGUCAGGGAUGGGGGGUAUGAAGCCCAACACCGUUUGUUUUGGGUUUCUGGAUGAUGCUAAGCCUAAAGAUAUGCUGAGUGUUGAAAAUGUGGGAAGGAAGCGACGCUUUUUUACUCGUUUGGAAAGUGGAAAAAAGGAGAGCAUUGAUAACCUGUUCAUGAAUGUAAGAGGGGAGGGGGAUCCAAGAAAUGUAUCUUCUUUAGAGUAUGUCAAACUUAUUUCUGAUUCAUUAAAAAUGCAGAAGAAUGUGUGUUUAUGCAGACAUUUUGAUCAGUUAAGUAAGCAGUCUAUUGUAAAUUCCAAAAAGCCACUGUUCAUUGAUGUUUGGCCAGUGAAUCUUUUCCGCCCCGACACCGCCAACUUCUUUGACAAUACCUGUCUGUUUAUGCUCCAGCUGGCCUGUAUUCUAACCAUGGUGCCAGGCUGGAAAUCCAAAACAAGUCUACGAGUUUUCUUGUGUUUAAAUGCACAGACAGAUAACACUCUCCAAAAGCAACAGAAACUUGACUGCUUUCUUCAGCAACUCAGGAUCAAAGCUUCAGUGAAAAUAGUCACCUGGGACCACCUAGUACAACAUUUACCUGUUAUGUCAGGUAACAGCAAUGGAAAACUGAACCUGAUGGAGAAAUUCCACCCAGUGCCUGCUGAAUUCAUCAGUGCAAUAAACCAAAUGAUUAUUUCUUACUCCAGUACCACUGCAGUAAGUUUUCUAUACCUCCCCAUACCCCCGGCUGAAUCCAGAGACAAUGAAACCUAUCUAAACAGCCUGAAAUUGUUGUCAGAAAAUCUCCCUCCCACUGUGUUUGUACAUGGGUUGCAUCCUGUGACUUCUACCACUCUAUGAUGGUUUAUAAUUCAGAUAAUAAGAUAUAUUAAUUAAUUAAAAUAGGGAAUUAGUUUUGUCAUCAUUUUCAUGUAGAUCCAUCUUAUCACUGGUAAAACUUCAUCUUUGAAACUUUCUUGUACUGCUGUAAGUGCAUAAAAAAGUAGUUUUCAGCUGGAAACCACAUUCCAUUGUAUUUGUGUUUUAUUUUAAAACGAACAAAAUGGCUGUGAUAUUAACGUGUAUGUAAAAAUAACUCAUCAGUAAGGUUUCAUUAUAGCAAUAUAAGUGCAAUGACAAUAUAUGUAUGUGUACAAUAUAGAAGGAGUUCAUGUUAUUAAACAAGAGAAGAAUCAAUUCUUGAUAGUAAAGUACUUAAAGAUAAAAGUGGUAUGUAAAAAAAAAAAUACCUCUGACUUUUAUAUUCUGUGUUUUAUGCUGAUCUUUGUGUUUUAAAUGUUUUGCUCCCUAGUUUACUACAGUAUUUGUUCAUGUAUGUUAAUUUGGUUACAGUGUGUAUGUACAUGUAUGAACAAUUGAGCAAACAGUAAGUUUUUUCAAUAAAAUAAUGAAGUCAA
This is a messenger RNA of Saccostrea cuccullata (small rock oyster), 3477 nucleotides long. RefSeq names its product solute carrier family 12 member 9-like. Gene Ontology annotation, biological process: cell volume homeostasis; potassium ion homeostasis; chloride ion homeostasis. The coding region runs from base 92 to 2920 and encodes 942 amino acids. Lineage: Eukaryota; Metazoa; Mollusca; Bivalvia; Ostreida; Ostreidae. The record is from RefSeq and is a predicted model, not a curated record. The transcript is spliced from 12 exons. Gene Ontology annotation, cellular component: membrane. Gene Ontology annotation, molecular function: potassium:chloride symporter activity.